AUGGCUCCUCGCAUAUCUCAAGCCGUAUUGCUUUUGACAGGUGCAAUAACAGGUCUAGCUACUAUUGCAGCCAUAUCCUAUUAUAAGAACAAAAAAAGGAAUCGAUCCGCAAACAACACACGGACAACACGGUCAACAGCUACAGCAACAGAAUCAACAACAGGUAGAUCUAACACUGUCACUGGAAAUACCAGUAGAUCUGCAGCCCGAUUGCGACGAGCACGAUCUAUUCGUCGAAGAACGAGAAAUGAGGAUCAAGGACGAUCGCAACUCAUACCUGCAGGUGCAUCGUCAAAUAGCAAUAACAAUAACAAUAACAAUAACACGAACACCAACGUUGACGACUUAUUCUUAUCUGAUACAGAGGAGGAGCUUGUUAGUGGAAGAAUACUUUCUCUCUUCAAAGAAUGGAGCGAGGAUGACAAUAAAAACUUACUCAAUUUACUUUAUGCUAUAUCUGAAAAUCAAUCAAUGAAGGAGGGUUAUAUUCACCGUGGUAUCACUUGUAACAAAUGCAAUAUGUCACCUAUACGAGGUGUUCGAUACAAAUGUGCCAACUGUGUCGAUUUUGAUCUCUGCGAAAUGUGUGAAGGAUCUAAGACACAUAUUAAUACUCAUGUUUUUCUCAAAAUAAGGAUUCCUAUACCGCCCUUAGCCAAUCCUCGAAAUGCUCUACUAUCACCUUUAUAUCCAGGAAAACAUCGCAGUAAAAUCUCUUCAUCUUCUCUAGCAUACACAUUAACAAGUGAAAGAUAUAAAAAGUUAGAACAGAGUUCCCAUUUUGAUCAAGUAGAAUUGGAGGCACUUUACGAGCAAUAUAAGUCCUUAUCUACCGUUGAUAAAGAUGGAGGAGGCAUCGAUCAGGACACAUUCCGGCAAUGCUUGGGUCCUCUAGGCCUGGAAAAGAGUUUAGUUACAGAGAGAAUAUUCGCAUUUUUUGAUCAAGAUGGGGACGGAACCAUUACCUUUGAUGAAUUAGUAGCAGGGUUAAGUGUAUUGUGUAAAGGAAACUUUGACGAAAAAAUAGAACAAAAACAACGACUAGAUGCCUUCAAAGGCUAUGAUUUGGACGGAGACGGUUAUAUCUCAAAGGAUGAACUUUACAGAAUGUACAAGUCUUACUUUUAUUUAUCCAUGGAAUUGGUGCGAGAUGUUGUGAGCGCCAUGGAGGAUGAAAUGAUGGAUUCGUUUGAAUUUUCAGCCUCACAACCUGUAAGCGCCGCAUUCAACGUGGCCAUGCCUUCCAGUUCAAUUACAAGAAGACACCGUCCAUCAAGCGAUACGAGCAGUACUACGGAUCAUGACAGUAGUAGCAGCAGUAGUAGCGAAAGUGAGAGUGAAAAUGAUAGUAGUCGAAGUGAGAACGACAGUAGUAGUGAAGACAGUGAUGACUCAAGUGCUAGUGAUGACGAAGAUGAGGAAGAAAAGCAAGUUAGUACAGAUGUCACUAGUGAUGAUAGUGAUGGUGAUGAUCUCGAAAAUACAAGCAGUAGUCAUAGCGACAGUGAUGAAGAGCAGCAAGAAGACGAGGAUGAAGCGACUACAUCCAUUCAACACCCCAUGGAUCCAUCCUCUUCUUCUUCUGUUCAUUGCAACCACCACCACAUCAAUUUCAAGAAACAGCCAAAGCGGCCAAGACGUUCUAAGAAAUCAAGGUAUCCGGAAAAAGAAGACCAUUUUCUACAACAAUCUAAUAGAGAAGCGGAACAUGCGAGGGCACUCUCUACAGUUUCUCAAAGCGAAUUGAAUGAAAUAGCCGACAGUGCUCUGAGGGCUGAUAGUCAACACUUCUUCAUGGUUUCUCCAAAACAAAAAAGUGAUAAUACUAACAAUAAGUCAAAAAGCAAAAACAAACAGGAUGCUUCAGGUGAAUUAGAGAAGCAGAGUAAAAAGAAGGCCUGGAAAGAGAGAUUCCCUAUUAUGGAAACAAUGUCUCAAGGAGCUAUUCAUGAAAUGGUUGAUAACACAUUUGCUAACAUUCAAACUGAAAGAGAGGGCUACAUCAGCUUUAGAGAAUUUAGAGAAUGUGUACAGCAUGAUCCCAGUAUUGUAAGCUGGUUCGAAGCAUUAGGCACUGUAUUCUAG
Messenger RNA from Mycotypha africana, 2085 nucleotides. RefSeq lists its product as uncharacterized. The coding region runs from base 1 to 2085 and encodes 694 amino acids. Gene Ontology annotation, biological process: calcium-mediated signaling. Lineage: Eukaryota; Fungi; Mucoromycota; Mucoromycetes; Mucorales; Mycotyphaceae. The record is from RefSeq and is a predicted model, not a curated record. Gene Ontology annotation, molecular function: calcium ion binding; zinc ion binding; kinase binding. The transcript is spliced from 5 exons.